This is a messenger RNA of Macrosteles quadrilineatus (aster leafhopper), 10010 nucleotides long. Its product is annotated as nipped-B-like protein B. The transcript has 32 exons. The coding region runs from base 667 to 6714 and encodes 2015 amino acids. Gene Ontology annotation, molecular function: chromatin binding. NCBI's taxonomy places the organism in Eukaryota, Metazoa, Arthropoda, Insecta, Hemiptera, Cicadellidae. Gene Ontology annotation, cellular component: Scc2-Scc4 cohesin loading complex. Gene Ontology annotation, biological process: establishment of protein localization to chromatin; establishment of mitotic sister chromatid cohesion; replication-born double-strand break repair via sister chromatid exchange. The record is from RefSeq and is a predicted model, not a curated record.
GCACUGUCAGACCUGUUUGUCGUUUGGAGACUAUUUUCAUAUGAUACUAUGUAUUCAUCCGCUACGUUAUCUAAAAUUUCCUAUUUAUAUUCAAAUAAGGAUCUUAAUUUUGACUUGGAUAACAUUAUUAUAUUAUAUAAAUUGUUGUUUGUUCAAACAAUCUACAAUUAAUCAGCUUUAUACCUAAAUAACCCCUAGCCUCAUUGCGGGACUACUUUAUUGGAUCCAAUAUUCCCCAAUAAUAAUGGCCAGAUAUUGAGGAGUUUGGCGCGUCUCCUUGGGCCUUAGUUUAUUAUCAGAGAACAUGAAGAAAGUGUAAAUUAUAAAUCAAGCCAAGUACCUGUUGAAUUUAAAACCAGUUUCAAGUGCCAGCAAAAAUUUUGUAUAUACUUUUCCCGGAUGUUCUGUGUGUGAAUUGUGCAUGUGUUUAGUGUCAGAUUGCAAAACGCAAUCAUAGGCUAGCAUAGCAGCCAUCAAGGAUGUAUUCUUAUAACAAUAAUAAACGUACUGUUGAAUUGGUUGGAACAUAAAACAAGAACAUUAUGGAAGUAUGAUGGGUGUUCAAGUAGGCCCACCUACUCAACUGUAGGCCUCUCUGAUGCUUCGUUUUGUUAUUUAUGGGAUCAUGAAAGGAACCCCCAUGACAAUGGUAGGCAGUAAUUUAAGAUGAACGGUGAAAUUCCAAGUGUCCCUAUAACAACACUGGCAGGCAUUGCAAGCCUAACAGACUUGCUGCCGGAAAUGCCACUUCCCUCCCCACUCCCCCAGACCCUGAGUAACAAGUCGCUACUGUUUCAUCCCCGUGUUGCCGAGGAGGCGCACAUUUUAUUGAGUUUGCGAGAUGAAGCUCUUGUGCCCCAGUUGGUGCAGUCUUUAGCCCAAACCUCCGCUGAUCACAUAGAAUUGAAGGACCAUUACACAGGGACAGAACCUCCAGUUGAAGAACAAAAUACUCCAGAACUUCUUAAAGCAAUUUUACAUAGGAAUCCACAAGUGUUCAAAGGUCCUGUAGUUAAUUCUGCAAGAGGCCACAGUCAACCUUCAACAGAAGUGAACCAUGCAGCAACUGCUUCUCGUCAAACUCCACAACCAUCCCCAACACCAACACCCACACCCACGCUUGUGUCAACACCCGCUCUUACACCCACCCCUCCUGCUAACAGCAAUGUCUGUGAUAACACCCGGAAACCUGUUACGCCGCGAAUACUGAACAGUGCGAGUGCUAAGUCUUUAGUACAAGAAGUGAACCAAGUAAAACCAGAACUAUCACCCUCUACUGCACAAAAAUCUGUACUGGUGCCUCCUUCGGAAACAAGUAGCUGUGUUGCGACCAAUGGCGUCGUCACUCCGCGAAGAGAGAACAACAUUACCCCUCCUCCAGCUUCCAGCAUACCUCGGGCCAACCCUCUCUCGUCAAGCUUGCCAGACUCAUCGCCAGCACAGGCAAGUAUGGCUCCUGUACAGGAGAACAAAGAACCAAUUUUAGUGGUUAAACCAGAAACGCCGAUCUCAACACCAAAAUUGAUGGAGCCCAAAGUUAUGCUCAAUAGGAUAAGACCUGAAGAUCCAUUAAUGAAGAACAUUAAAGAAAAUAGUGACAAAUCCCCGUCAAGAGAGUUGACUCUGAGAAACCAUAAAAGGCUGAGAAUCGAAUCUGAUGACGAGAGCGAUGAGGAACCUCGGAAUAAAACUAAAUAUUUCAAAGCCAGAGACAAAGAAAGGGAACUCCAGAGGCGGAAAGAGAAAGACCUGAGUAAGAAAACUGAAAACGACGAAGAUUACAUUGAUGGUGCUAAACAUUGGUCAAAAAGGAGACGAACCUCAAGAAAACCUGAACCAGAAGUUGAAGAUGAUAAUUCAAACGACUCCUCCUCUCACACGCCAAAGACCAAACUUCGGAAAGUCGAACGGAAGCUGGUACCUGUCCUUGAGAAACUAAGUGUAGAAGAACUAAUGGAGACGAAUACAUACCAGAGGUUCAAUCGCUCUAUUGAGAAAAUAUUCAACAACACAGACGACAUUGAUCUCACCAUGGAUCCAGGCGAUGAAGAGGAGGUGCCAUCAGAAGCUAUGAUUCCCAAGUACCAACUGCAAGACCUGUGUGGAGAAGCAGCUAAACUGAAGACCCUCGGAGCCAUGGAGUCCAUCCCCUCAGAACGGAUCACGAGGUUGCUGAGUAUCCUUGAGAAGAACAUCAGGGACGGCACUAAAGUCUCCCCUUUGGCAGACCCGAAUGAUGAUGAAGAUGAGCGCAAGCUAUGGAUGGAACUGGCCAUGGAGAGGGUGAUGAGAGCUGUGGAUGCUUCUCUAACAACCCUCUACAUCCUAACAUCCCCCAACAUGCACAAGAGGGUUUACCUGGAAGAUGUGAUAGAUAGGGUGGUCAUAUUCACCAAAUAUCAACUACUGAACACCAUUUAUCCAUCUUUUGAUCCGGUCUACAGAGAUAUCAAAGAUAAAGAUGGGUUCGUAGCAAAUAUGCGGAAGAAGAGAGCACACACAAAGGAGGUGAGAGAGAAGAGCGUGUUAUCUCUCUACAACAAGCUAGCCGAGGUGGUGUCUCUACUAGCAGAACUGUUGAGUAUCCAGACUCUCACAGAUACAGCAGUUCUCCACAUAUCUUCCAUGGGUGUGUCACCGUUCUUUGUUGAAGGCGUCAGCGAACUUCAGCUGUCUGCCCUCAAACUCGUGACUAAUAUCUUCACCAAGUAUGAGAAACAUCGGAAGCUUCUACUUGACGACAUUCUGGCAUCUAUGGCUCGACUACCCAGCUCCAAACGCAGUCUGCGUUCCUACCGACUCAACUCUGAAGAGCAGAUUCAAAUGUUGACAGCUCUGGUAUUGCAGCUGAUCCAAUGUAUGGUGGUGCUACCUGUCAACCUUGGCCAAGACAAACAGCUGGAUCCAGACUCGGUGAUAUCCAACAAGUUCGUAAUGGCGCGUACGAUAGCCUCCAACUUCUUGUAUGUGUUCCUUGCUAAGUGUAGCAGCAAGAGUGAGGAGAUUGACUAUCGACCACUGUUUGAGAACUUUGUUCAGGAUCUUCUGACAACGGUCAACAAACCAGAGUGGCCAGCCGCUGAACUCAUGCUCAGUGUGCUUGGAAAUCUUCUGGUGACCAGUUUUGUCAACAAGAGCCUAGAGAUGCCACUGAGGGUUGUUUCUCUGGACUAUCUGGGUGUCGUGGCUGCAAGGUUACGCAAAGACGCUGUCCAGUCUAACCUCAAACUGACUAUGAUAGAUCAAAUCAUUAAUGAAAUUAGAUCUGAGGAGCAAAAAGACGAUGAUGGAAAUUUGAAGACUGAUGUAACACCGGUGCAAGACGACGAAGAAAGAACACAGUUCCUGCAAAAGGUUCUAUUGGACUACCUUGCAGUGAGGGGGCAAGGCGACCCUGCGCAUACCUACGCCAGACACUUCUACUUGGCACAAUGGUACCAGGAUAACAUCAAAAAUAUUAACACAUCGCCUAAGAUCAAACCCAAGAAUGAUGAUGCCAAGCGAGGAAACUCCAGGAAUAGAAAACAACCUGAUACCUAUGAAGAAGAGUCUAGUGAGAAUGAUGAGGAUGAUGAGGAAAGGAAGAGAGGUGAUGGUGAGACUGUAGAUCCGUUGGAAACUUACCGGUUAACAGAAGCGAGGAAAAAGUUUCUCCUGAGUAAAAUCCGCCCCUUUGAAGAUUCCGUUUGCAAAGAAGGCAUGAAGAAUCAGGUCCUUCAGACUUAUAUUGAUUAUGACAGUGCUGAGCUGGUUUCCCGCUACCUAGCGUCUAAGAGGCCGUUUUCUCAAAGCUUCUCUACCUACUUAAAACAUAUACUGACAGUGCUAUCCGAGUCAUCAGUUCUGAUCCGUACAAAGGCCAUGAAGUGCCUCACUUCCAUUGUAGAAGUUGACCCGGCAGUUCUUGGACUCAAGGCAAUGCAGGACGGAGUCAACUUUUCCUUUCUUGACCACUCAACUUCAGUGCGAGAAGCUGCUGUCGACCUGGUCGGCAAGUUUGUCCUGAGUCGACCUGAACUCAUUGACAAGUAUUACGACAUGCUUUCAGCCAGAAUAUUGGAUACUGGUGUUAGUGUGAGAAAGAGGGUGAUUAAAAUUUUGAAGGACAUUUGCAUUGAGUAUCCAGAGUUUCCAAAGAUUCCUGAGAUUUGUGUGAAAAUGAUUCGUAGAGUCAAUGAUGAAGAUGGUAUCCGUAAGCUGGUAAUGGAAGUUUUCCAAAAUAUGUGGUUUACGCCGGUGAAGCAAAAGCCCAACGUAGACAAGGAUGUGAUGAUUCGGAAGGUCAUGAACAUUACGGACGUCGUAGCAGCAUCGGAGGACAUGGGUCUGGAGUGGUUCGAACAACUGCUCGUCAGUCUGUUCAAACCUAAAGAGGACAAGGAAGACUCCACAAAAGUGUCUCAUGAACACAGCAAAGCCCUGAUGUUGGCUUGCAAGCAGAUCGUGGACUGUCUGAUAGAUCAUGUGUUGAACCUGGACGGUCGCGGAGGUGGGUCGUCUCAGAGGCUGAUUGCUUGUCUGCGAACUCUCCAUCUGUUUGCUAAGAUCAAACCUCAGUUGCUAGUAGAACAUGCAAUCACUUUGCAGCCCUACCUCAGUCUUAAAUGCCAGACUCAAGGAGACUACCAAAUCAUCAGUUCAGUGGCUCGAACGUUGGAAAUCAUUGUUCCUCUGAUUGAACAUCCGAGUGAAUCGUUCUUGGCGAGGCUCGAGGAAGACUCGGUCAAACUGAUCAUGAGGCAAGACCAAUCUGUCAUAAUGAGCUGUGUGUCUUGCCUCGGUUCUGUGGUGAACAAUGUUACUCGCAACUACAAGCUGAUACGCGACUGUCUCUUACAAUAUCAUGGAUACCUGUUCUUCUACAAGAAACGGGCAAUGGAUGGACAUGAAGAUGAAGUAGUAAAAAAACAACCACUAAUCAAAAGGUCACUGUACAUAGUUGGGCUACUUCUGAGAUUCUUUGACUUCACUGAUAAAGAAGUUUUGGAUGGUUUCCCUGAGAAAACCAGAGACCAAGUUUUUGAAACACUUCUCUUCUACUUGCAUCAGAGGGAUCUGAAAGGUUUCACUCUCAAGGCCAUUGGUUUUGUUUGUAUUCGCCACUAUGAGCUCAUGUUGGGCCCUGAUCUCAAAACUCUCUACCACGAGAUCCUCCGAGAUGCUGAUUCUCCUCGAGAUCUUAAAGUUCAGGUUUUGAGCAAUAUCGAACAAUACUUGCAAGAAGAAGAGAGACGGAUGAUCAAACAAGAUCAAGAAUGGGCAAAGCUGUCAAAACAAGAGAACCUGAAGGAGAUGGGUGACAUCUCAUCUGGCAUGGCCAGUACUGUGAUACAACUGUACCUGAAGGAGAUUUUAGAGGCUUUCUUGCAUCCGAAUGUAGGAGUAAGGCAAGCAGCACUAAAGGUCAUACAGCUGAUCUUAUCCCAAGGCUUAGUCCAUCCUGUCCAGAUUGUACCAUACUUGAUCUGUAUGAGCACUGAUGAGGAGCGUCUUGUAAGUGGAAGUGCUGAUAAACAGCUGCAGGAGAUUGAGAAAAAGUACCCAGGGUUCAUCCAUAUGAAGGCACAGAUGGGCAUCAGGCUGUCAUACAAGCUGCAGCAGAUCUUACAAGCCAAGAACGAAGCAGUACGGGGAUUUCGGCUGAAGGAGGGGGAGAUGCCUGCAGCUCUCAAUGGUUUCCUUUAUUCCAUCUUGCGCACAAAACAACAACGCCGCGCCCUCACACUGUCAAUCCUCAAGCAGUUUGACGAACAAGUGAAAACAAGUUUGUCGCAAAUGCUGUUCCUAGCUGACAACAUGGCCUACUUCCCUUACCAAGUUCAAGAUGAGCCUUUAUUCAUCAUUCACCACAUAGACAUCAUGAUCUCUGUCACAGGCACAAACCUUCUCCAGUCCUUCAGAGAGGCUUUGCUUCCAAGCCCCAACUCUGGUACGCCUCAGAUAGACCCUGCAACGGGGGCUGUCUUCAGGCUGUUAGAUGAUGAGGAGGAUGAAGAUGAUGAAGACGUCCUCCUCAGUCGAGUGCCUGACGACGCUGGCACACUGCAGGAGUGUAUCACUGCGUCUCAGGGCUGCCAUUUGCUUCUUGUCCUCAAACAACACCUCAAGACACUCUACGGAUUCAAUGACAGCAAAAUAACACAGUACUCACCAUCAGAAACUGCCAAAGUCUACGAGAAAGCUGUUAACCGGAAGAGCAACUCUAAAUUCAACCCUAAAGCAACUCUUCAGAAAAUAAAACAAGGAGUUCCGUCAUCUAACCUCGACGAACCUGCAAAGAGGGCUUUGAUUCAGGAGUAUUUGGAGUUCAAGCAACUCAUCAUGAAUCUUGAUCCUGAUGAGGAUGAUGAGGAGGAAGGAGGAACUCCUCAAACUCCGGCCAAGGGAGGACACACGACGCGGACAUCGCAGGUAUCGGACCACGGGACGCCGGGACACACCCACGACACCCGGACUUCUGCUACUGAUGACCGGGUCUCAGAACAAACUCCUCACCCGCCACCAGCGGAAGCCACCCCGCCCCCGAGAGUCCCCAAGCUGACAAUUGUCCCGCCAAAACCACCGGAUGGAAAACACGUUCACCAUCAUCGUUCCCACAAGACCCGCAAGACUGAACGACACAAAAAACACCACCACAAGAGGAAGAAGUCCAAGCUGAGAAGUUCGGAAGACGAAAGUGACAAUGAUUACAGUGACCCUGACUUUCUAGUGUAGGAACACAUUCCAGUGCAGGUGGCAUCGGUACAGUGCACAAACAUAAACACAAACUAUUUCAGUGUUGCUUAGAGUGCGAUGCCAGACACCAACACUCAUGUCUUGUAGAAAGUUAAGUAUUUUCGUAUUUCGGGUCUCCAAAGAAAUUUUUAUUACCGAUUGUAACUGUGAGGGUUCAUUAUAAAUUGGUAUAUUUUGGAUAUAUAUAUAUACGGUAUAUAUAUCUUUAUUAUCGAUAAUGUUAAUAGUAAUUAAUCGACUGUACAUUAUUUAUUUAUACGUCGAGUACUGGAAAGUCUCGGAUCGCAAUUUUCAGUACAUAGUCAACCUCGUAGUACGAAUUGUAAAUUAUGAAUUUAUAUUUGCCUUUGCGUUCUAACUGGCCUUUAGUUCGUUUAAAACAUUGAUUUAUAUUUUAUAAUUAUAUUAUUUUAAAAUAAAAAUGAAUAGAGGUGUGCGGAUAGUGAAAUUUCGGUUUAAUUCAAUUGACUUUUAUUUGACCUGGGGUAGUUAUUUUCUGCUUUAUUUCUGUUUGAUCCAGAUCAAUCGAAUCGUAAACAGCUGAUAAAAAAACUACAUGAGAUAUCAGUAUUGCAUCAUACAGCUUCUUCUUUGAGCUCCCGAAUAUUUUAGGCUUGGCAAAAGUAAAACUCAAAAAAGAAAUAUUAAAUACAAGGUUAAAUUUAAUGUUUGGUGUUACUUUGAAUGUUAAUAUUUAACUUCACUGCCCUUUGUCAUGUGUCUAAUGUGUCGAUGGUGUAUUUAAAGUAACCGUCUUGUUUUUGAUUCAUCAGAUUGCAGUACUGCAUGUUACAUUAGUAUAUCAAUUGUUAAUACAGUUUUAUUUUUUAUUCAAUUAUUUUUCACAGUGCAUAUGAAUGUUUUGAUACUUGUUUAGAUAGACAACUCGUCGACCGCUGUUAGGUUGUUGGAAACGUUAUGCUGUAAUUUUGUCCUGGGUAAUUAAAUUAAUGUGGGUUAAGAAGAUUUUUUUCUGUACAAAAUAUCAAAAUACAUAGUCUAUUUGAAAAAGUUGAAUAUCUAAUGGAUGGUGUCGGUUACCAAAUUUGAACCGGAUCCAACCCAAUUUUUUGGAUGUUCGCACACCUCUAAAAAUCAAUACUCACUCAAGUUUCAACAAUGUACGUUUUGCACAUUCGAUCACUUUUGUUUUAUAUAAAAGAUUAUUUAUUAUAAUAUAAUAAUAAAUAAUUAUAAUUUAAAAAGUUAAAAAUUUUUUAUACAACACAUAAUAGAGGCAAUCAAGCAACUUGAGAAAGCAACAACUAUAAACGAAUAAUUUGUUAAACAUAAUGAAUAUUAUACAUUAGAGUUUCACUGAGAUAAUGAUUAUAUUCCAAUAUUAAGAUAUUAUUCUUGAUUUUGUUUAAAUUCAUGGCAUAAUUUCACCAAAGGCCUGAUUAUAAGCAUAUUCCUAUUGAAAUUCACUGCUACACACAGAAAUUACAGAUUUUCAGUGAGUUGUAUUGUUGAACAAUAAAUUGGCUUAGUGCAAACUUACUUAAGUGUAUUCAUUAACAAACUAAGCAACUCGUUAUGGAUGAUAAUAAACCAAUUGUUUUGACUCUUGGUAAAUACUAUUUGUAAUGUUGGUGAACUUUUGCCCUAAAUCAUUGUCAUGUUAACUGAACUGGGUAGAGAUUGAGAUUGCCUUACUGAAAUUCUGUUGUUUUGUUCCGUUGUUGAAAGUUAUUUUGUAAUCACUUAUUCUUGCUAAAUAAAAAAAACUAUGUAUAUAAUAAAGAAAUUAAUUUUGCAUCAUGUAAAAUAAUCUGACAGUCUGAAGAACAUAAUCUUAUCUCAGUGUAAAACUUCAUUCUUUUAUUCCCUUUAUAAUCAAUGUAUUUGUCAAAAAAGGUUUUGUUUCAGGUUGAACAUUUUGUACAAAACAGUUAGUUCAAAGUUGUUACACAGGAAGUGGUUUAGUUUUAAUGAUCGAUGGACUUGCUGCAUAUGCUGGUACACUGUUGGAAAGGUAGUUUAGUUGGUGUCAGAAUUCUUGGAUCAUAAUAUGCUGUAUAAAUCUCUUGUUAAAGUUGUUUGUAAGUUAAAAUGAAAACAAUCUCAAAGUGUUAAGUGGAAAGCAAACUGGGAGGAUCAGUUUCACAAGGCCAAUAUUUACUUUUGUUUGUUUUUUUAUGUUAUCUCUGCUUAAUUUCCCAAUGGACAGAAAAAGACUUGGAUCGAAAAAUUUAACUACUGGAAUCACGUAAGUUAAUAUGUAUACCUUUUACUAUUUUUACUGGUUUGAAAGUUUUGGUUCUACAGUGGUGGCUUGAUGAGUGGAAAUUUAAUGGGCUGAAUGAACUGUUACAGUAGAAUGAUUCAUAUUAAUUUGAGCACUCUUUCUGGAUAAAAGAAAUGUUUGAAUUUCAAAUUUUUAGUCAUCUUAGGAAUAGGGUAUGGUGCAAAAUGUUUCCAUGUGUUCUGUUCAGAAAAUAUGAGGAAUUGUAUAAAUAAAGGGAAUGGGGUUUUAAAAAUAAAAUUUGUGAUUAUUUUACUCAAGUAUAUUGCUCUCUCAAGCCACUACAUAAAGGUACAACUAGAGUUUUAUCAGUAGGCAGAUAAAGCAAAGAAAAGAAUAACAUAUUAUAAUAAAGAAAUACAUAAUAAUAGAUUGUAAUGAAAUAUGUAAGAACGUAUCAUAAUGAAACACAUAAUAAUGGGUUGUAAUGAAAUUCCUAUCAUAAUGAAAUACAUAAUAACCGAUUGUAAUGAAAUUUGUAAGAACGUAUCAUAAUGAAACACAUAAUAAUGGGUUGUAAUGAAAUACAUAAUAAUGGGUUGUAAUGAAAUACAUAAUAACAGAUUGUCAUGAAAUACAUAAUAACAGAUUGUAAUGAAAUACAUAAUAACAGAUUGUAAUGAAAUACAUAAUAACGGAUUGUAAUGAAAUUCGAAAGAACGUAUCAUAAUGAAAUACAUAAUAAUAGAUUGUAAUCAAAUUCGUGAGCUGGUAUCUAGGGGUCUAUGGUACAGAAAAUUUAAGGUCGGUACGGUAUUUUUUAUUUUGUAUCUUGGUUCUCGCUACAAAAACGGUAUGCGGCUACGAGUAUUUUUGCCGUUUUCUUUUCAGGAUUGUAUUUAAACCAUUUUGAACUUUAAUACAUUCACAUUACAAUGAAAAUGGAUAGUAUCUUACAAUAUGGUUUCCUAACAAUUACAGUACAAGGUAAUUAUUUAAACCCUUGACUCAUAACAGGAUUGUGGCAAGAAAAAAACACAGUUAAGAUAAAGGCUUUACUUUACUACUGCCCAUUUUACUACUAAGAUAA